Cylicocyclus nassatus is the source of this 462-nucleotide messenger RNA. NCBI's taxonomy places the organism in Eukaryota, Metazoa, Nematoda, Chromadorea, Rhabditida, Strongylidae. The record is from the annotation of a GenBank genome assembly.
AUGGAAGCAAAAGAAUUGGUAAAAAAGGACAAGAAGGUAGAAAAAAGGAGCGCGACAACCUUACUUUCAACUACGAAUUCUACGACCACUACAAUUGUGACGACUACUGGACUGACCUCGCCUGCACCGUCAUCUGAACCCCCGCAAAUCGUUUCAGUGCCACCUCAAUCAAGUAUGCGAGCAUCCAGAAAUUUUGAAGUCAUGACAAUUAUCUUGAUAAUCUUGCUUGUCGUUGUGAUGUUGGUCGCGAUCAUUAUCAUAUAUAUGAGAUUUUCAAAGAGAAAAAAGCCACUUGCGGCAAACGAAAUGCCGAUUUAUUUAUCUCCACUGAAAAAUGAGUCAACUCAGAGCAAAGAAAGCUCUACUACACUUUAUAGCAAGGAAAGCUCUACUACCAAGUCAUCAGAAGCUAUAAAGAAACAGACUCCAAAGGCUGUCAAAGUGGACAUAAAACAAGCUUAA